Lolium perenne is the source of this 1772-nucleotide messenger RNA. Lineage: Eukaryota; Viridiplantae; Streptophyta; Magnoliopsida; Poales; Poaceae. The record is from RefSeq and is a predicted model, not a curated record.
UUAUUUAUGUAGUUGUUGCCUAGAGAGAGAGAUCAGAGAGAGCGGGCUCGCUCUCGGCGAUCUUCCUGGGAAGCAACAACCCUUGCAAAAGUUGGUGAGAAUUCUAUUCUUCUGUACUCUACCAGAUAGAGAGAGAAACCCAGCAGCUAGCAGCCUUGAGGCGCAGGGCAAGGAGGAUCGUCGCGAUCGCGCAGAGUGGCAGGGGUAGCUAGCUUUUAACAGGGACAAGCUUCGUCUCUAACCUCUUUUCCUCUUUGUUCUCUUCUCAGCCCGCUUUGUUCCCUCGCGCCUCGCCCUCUUUAGCCACCAGGCACCAGCCCACCCGAUCUCAGCCUCUUCUUUUACCCUGCGCGCCGGCCUUUCAUUCCCCCGACACUCGCAGGGGCUACCCCAGUCUUAAUUAGUCUUUGCCGCAUAUGGGGGCGGGCUAGCAAAGCGGAAGGCAGGACACGAAGAGGCUUUCGAUCGAUCUCUCGUGAUCUUCUCUCAUCAUCACCUACGUACGUGCUGGUUGUGGUGGGGCACGAGAGAUCGACAAGCGCCUGGCCGGCCAUGACAUGGUGCAACAGCUUCAACGACGUGCGCGCCGUGGAGAACAACCUGGCCACGGCGGCGGCCGUCGCGGCGGCCAAGAAGCAGCACCAGCACCAGCAGGAGCAGCCCAGCCUCGUCCGGACGUGCCCCUCCUGCGGCCACCACGCGCAGUAUGAACAGGCGGCGGCGACGAUACAGGACCUGCCGGGGCUACCGGCCGGCGUGAAGUUCGACCCGACGGACCAGGAGCUGCUGGAGCACCUGGAGGGCAAGGCCAGGCCGGACACGCGCAAGCUCCACCCGCUCAUCGACGAGUUCAUCCCGGCCAUCGAGGGCGAGAACGGCAUCUGCUACACGCAUCCAGAGAGGCUGCCAGGAGUCGGCAAGGACGGCCUCAUCCGCCACUUCUUCCACCGGCCAUCGAAGGCGUACACGACGGGGACGAGGAAACGGCGUAAGGUUCACACCGACGAGCAGGGCGGCGAGACGCGGUGGCACAAGACGGGCAAGACCCGCCCCGUGUUCACGGACGGCAAGCUCAAGGGCUACAAGAAGAUCCUGGUCCUCUACACUAACUACGGCAAGCAGCGGAAGCCGGAGAAGACCAACUGGGUGAUGCACCAGUACCACCUGGGCUCCGACGAGGAGGAGAAGGACGGCGAGCUUGUCGUCUCCAAGGUGUUCUACCAGACGCAGCCCCGACAGUGCGGCGGAUCGACGGCGGCCGCGGCUGCUGCUGCCCUCGCUGCAGGCAACAUCAUUAAGGGCGGCGGCGGUGCGGCUGCUACUGAUCAUCACCGUCAUCAUCACGAGGGUGGCAACAACAACAUCAUGCUGAAGGAAGCUGCCGGCAUGGUGGAUUUCUAUAGCCCAGCCGCCGCUGCAGCACUAAUCGGGUACAGCAGCCAGGCGGCCCCUCCUAAUAAUAGGGCGGCUGCGACUGCUUCUGCUCAUCUGAUGCCUAACUUCGAAGUGCACACGGGAGGGGCGGGCUUUGGUCCCUAACCGGAAUUGCGAAGGCAACUAAGACAAGGCAAUUAUAUUCGUUGACUGAUAAGUGAAACUAUAUACUCUACUAGGUUAGAGGCCCGGAGACACGUAAUGAGAAGGUGGCAGGCAGAUAAUGGCACCGGGGAGUGCGAGAGAAGGGGUACUAAUAAGGGUGUUGCGUGGCCGUACAGGUUAGGGAUCCAUUAUUUUACAUUGUUCAUUGUAUACACUAGCAAUGAAGGGCGCGG